Molecule: messenger RNA, 2195 nt
Organism: Prunus persica (peach)
Lineage: Eukaryota; Viridiplantae; Streptophyta; Magnoliopsida; Rosales; Rosaceae
Product: protein NUCLEAR FUSION DEFECTIVE 4
Exons: 3
Coding region: 237-1967 (576 amino acids)
Cellular component (GO): membrane
Source: RefSeq, a predicted model, not a curated record
AUCAUUAUUACAAAAGCGACAAUAUUGCGUGGCCCCCAGCAAAGCGAUAUGCUGGGAUCAUUGGUUUAUAAAUGAGGCCACGUAGAGAGACCGAGAGACGCAAACCAUUUAACAGCACAAACUGAACCAAGCAGCAGCGACUGUUGUGUUCUUGUUCGCGGCGAAACGUCCCCGUUUCCGCCGCAGCUGAUCGUUUUAGGAGGCGGAGCCACCAGAUUGUGAGAGCGAUAAUAUUUAUGAUGGCGGGGCAGUCGAGAAAAUGGAUGAUUUUGGUGGCGACUAUUUGGAUUCAGGCGUUUACAGGGACGAAUUUCGAUUUCUCGUCGUAUUCUUCGUCGUUGAAAUCUGUGCUGGGGAUUUCUCAGGUGCAGCUCAAUUAUUUGGCGACGGCCUCUGAUUUGGGGAAGGUGUUGGGAUGGUCUUCUGGGCUGGCUUUGAUGUAUUUUCCUUUGUGGGUUGUGCUUUUCAUUGCUGCCUUCAUGGGCUUCGUUGGCUAUGGCAUUCAGUGGCUUGUCAUUAGGCAAAUCAUUUCCUUGCCUUAUUUCCUGAUGUUUCUUCUGUGUUUGUUGGCUGGGUGUAGCAUCUGUUGGUUCAACACUGUGUGUUUCGUUCUUUGCAUUCGGAACUUCCCAGCCAAUCAACCUUUAGCAAUAUCACUCACAGUAAGCUUCAAUGGUGUAAGUGCAGCCUUGUACAACCUUGCUGCUGAUGCAAUCGAUUCAUCCUCUACUUCUUUAUUUCUCAUAUUGAAUGCUGUUAUCCCCCUUCUCACUUCUGUAGCCGCCUUGAUCCCGAUUGUCCGCCAACCCUCCCUAGACCCUCUUCCACCUGAUGGAGUUCGCCGUGACUCCCUCAUCUUUCUCCUUUUGAAUAUCUUGGCUGUUCUAACUGGAAUUUACCUUCUUCUCUUUGGCUCAACCUCAUAUGAUACAGAAACAGCUCGUCUCUUCUUAGGUGGAGCCAUUUUCCUACUCAUUUUUCCUCUAUUUAUCCCUGGCAUUGUCUACGCUCGUGACUGGUUUCAUCGUGCUAUUCAUUCUAGCAUCCGCAUUGAAGGCUCGGGCUUCGUUCUUGUUGAUGUCGAUGACCUCGAGCUUCAUAAAGAGCUUCUUACGCGUGAGAACAGUCUUAAUUAUGGGAAUGGAUCGGUUGUUCAACCCGUGAACAAUAAUGAUGGCCCUACUACAACUUUGUCAUUUAGACAGAAGAAUGGAUAUCAGAGCGCAGGGUGUUGUGGGGCAAUUGUGGGUAAGGAUCAGUUGGCAAUGCUUGGGGAAGACCACACAGCACGAGCGCUUGUGCGAAGGUUGGAUUUUUGGCUAUACUACGUUGCAUAUUUUUGUGGGGGCACUAUUGGUCUUGUGUACAGUAACAAUAUGGGGCAGAUAGCUCAAUCACUAGGACAGAGCUCCAAUACUACAACACUUGUCACGCUUUAUUCAUCCUUCUCCUUCUUUGGCCGGCUGCUCUCAGCUGCACCGGACUACAUACGUGCGAAGCUUUACUUUGCAAGGACAGGGUGGCUGGCUAUUGCACUUUUGCCUACCCCAAUUGCUUUCAUGUUGCUUGCUUCCUCAGGCGGUAGCCUUGCUUUGCACACCGGCACUGCACUAAUCGGAUUGAGCUCCGGAUUCAUUUUCUCUGCCGCUGUUUCCAUCACGUCAGAGUUGUUUGGGCCAAACAGCGUAGGCGUCAACCACAACAUCGUCAUUACAAACAUACCAAUCGGUUCACUCGUCUACGGGCUUCUUGCCGCAAUAGUUUAUGAUUCAAACGCGAGCUCUGGCCUAAGCAUCUUAACUUUUAGUGAUUCAGUAGUGUGCAUGGGGAGGGACUGCUAUUUCCUAACCUUUGUGUGGUGGGCAUGCAUUUCGGUUCUGGGGCUGGCUUCAAGUGUGCUUUUAUUCUUAAGAACCAGACACGCCUAUGACCAUUUUGAACAUAACCGUUCGACGCAACUCUACUAAUAGAAUUAUUAUCGCUUGCUGUUUGGAGGCAAAAGAUAAAGCAUUAAUUAGGUUUUCUUCUCUAAAUUUUGGAGGGAGAAAACAAAUUGGGUUGUCAACAGAGAAUCAAUCAACGAGGCAGCUUGUGGUCCAUGUAUUAUUGAGGGAGUAUUUGUAGAAUAUUCAUGAAGGAAUACUUUAACGAUGUAUUUCACAUGAUUAACUAAGAGAUAAAUUAAAUUAAAAAGU